Messenger RNA from Arachis stenosperma, 1006 nucleotides. Its product is annotated as ethylene-responsive transcription factor ERF011-like. Bases 240 to 725 code for a protein of 161 amino acids. Gene Ontology annotation, biological process: regulation of DNA-templated transcription. The record is from RefSeq and is a predicted model, not a curated record. Gene Ontology annotation, molecular function: DNA-binding transcription factor activity; DNA binding. The transcript has a single exon. NCBI's taxonomy places the organism in Eukaryota, Viridiplantae, Streptophyta, Magnoliopsida, Fabales, Fabaceae.
CCAUGUUCGGUUACAACUUAGAAGUUUGGAGGAGUAUAAAACAGAAGAAAGAGAGAGAAAAUCGACGUGGAGGUUUACUCAGAUGACAACCUUAGUGGGCAAAGUCCCAUGAAUGCUCUCUCUCUCUCUCUCUCUCUUUCUUUCUCUCUCCGUAACCUUCUUCUUCUUCUUCUUCUUCUUCAGCUAUUAGCUUUGGCUACCGUGUUUUCUACUCGUUAGGUUUCUAGAUUUCAAGAGAGAUGGAGGGUGAAGGAGGAGAGAGAGGGACGAGGAAGAGAGUGGCGGAGAGUGGUGGCGGAGAGAGAAGGUAUAAAGGGAUAAGGAUGAGGAAGUGGGGGAAGUGGGUCGCUGAGAUUAGAGAACCAAACAAGCGUUCAAGGAUUUGGCUCGGUUCAUACUCAACCCCUAUCGCCGCCGCAAGAGCCUACGACACCGCCGUCUUCUACCUCCGAGGACCCUCCGCCCGCCUCAACUUCCCCGAGCUUCUCGCCGGAGAACCCCCUCCUUCCCUUGUCGGCGCCUGCGACAUGUCCGCCGCUUCCAUAAGGAAGAAAGCCACCGAGGUCGGCGCCAGAGUCGAUGCCCUCCAGGCCGCCACUCUUCACCACCACCACUUAGCUGCGCCACCGCAGGAGCUUAUAUCAGGGCGGUCCGGAGAUUUUGCGGAGCGGGUUGAUUUGAACAAGAUACCAGAACCCGAAGAUUGUGAAUGGGAGAUGAAUUGAAGAAAAAAGAAAAGAAGGGUGUUUUGGUUUUGUCUUGUCCCUUGUUGCUGCUGUUACGUUGUUGUUCCAACACGCUAACGUGCGCCAUGGGAAGGUGGUGUAACGGCGGAGGCAAAAGGAUAGUGAUUGUUAUUGAUGAGGCCCAAGGUCGUUUUCGGGUGUGGAUUAGUGUAACUCUUUUAUCUUUUUCUUCUUCCUUGCUAGUUUCUUUCUUUCUUUUAUCUGAAGAAAUUUUGGCGUUGUAAAAAUGUUAAAAUGUAAAUUAAGUAGUGAUUAGCCUU